AUGGAUCUUCUCGACAAGCUGAAAAGCCUGACUAUCCGCAAGCCACAUGGAAGGUCUAUCCCCCCAAGCCAGAUGCUGAUACCAAAACCGGUCCAGAGCGGUCAUGGCUCAGAAAGCAGCAAGAAGAGAGUUCGCCCCGCAAAGAUACCAGUCGCUGUCAUUGAUAUGAUGAUCAUGCCCAAACCAAAGUCAUCACCACUGAAAACCCUUCAAAGCCUCCCUACAGAGCUUUUGAUUCAAAUCGCCACUCUCCUCGCCCCAAUCGACCGCGCAAGCCUUGCCUUCACAUCAAGUUGGCUUCAUGGGCUUUUCGGCAACGCCACAAAGCUUAACGGAUUCGAUCGUUGGAAACUUCUUAAACGGCUUGAACAAAGCAACAUGUGGCCUUCUGAAAUCCUCUGCGAGAUUUGCCGGAAAUUCCAUGAGCCUCGCAAGAGCCGCCGAACAUUCACUGAAAAAGAAGGCCAGCGAGCCUGUAUCCGUAAUGGCGCUUCACAUCUUCAGCGAUUGUCCAUAUCUCCGUAUCUUUCGAGGGAGAUUCAUUUCGAUGUCAUGGCGGCUAUAUCGAGGUCUCAUCAUCUCACGCCAAACGCGCUAUUUCCAGGCGAGCCAAGUGUACAGUUUGUGGCGCCGUAUGUUAAUGAUGAGGACGAACUAGUUAUACGGCUACAGCAGACUGUACAUUUCUCCCAUCAGGGGCACGUCCUCAUAAAGUCACAGAGGAUACUGUUUCCCGGACGAGAUGCGGGCCGCGAGGCGAAUAAGAUCAUUCAGGGUACUGGAACUCUACACCGGGUUCUUCAGGAGACCUACGAACUCGGUACGAUCUGUGGGCAUGCUAGGUGGGCUGAUAUUUAUCCGUUCAUCACUCGCCCAGACGAACAGUUUGGAUGGCACCAAGGACAAUGGUCAUUCCGCCAUUCAUCAUUACAAGAGUUUGACCUUCCCGGCGAAGAACUACAAGAGUGUCUAUGGACUCACAAGGGAGAUUGCUGGGUGAACUGCCAAGCAAGGACAAGGCUUGACAGCGCCCUCGAAGGUCGCAUAUGGUCUUGUGGCGGUUGUUCAACUGACUACGCCGUCAACAUCAUCCGAUCUGAAAGCUCGUGCGCGAAUUAUAUUGUCAUGACAUCAUGGAAAGACGUCGGGACUUGUAUUAGAAGGGAUGAUCCGCUGUGGAAGGAGCAUAUGAACUACGGUGUUCAUGCGGGCCACAAACGCGAAGAAUUUGGUAAGAUCGCGGGUGAGAUUGAGAAGUUGACGAGGGGCACCGGGAGGCAAGUGUACUAUUUCCCUCGCAUUUCGAAGAAAAGGCUUCGGGAGAUGUUCAUUGAUGAGGGAGGAUGUGAGGAGAAGAUGAUCACAAGAGAUGUAGAGGUAGAUUCGUGA
Molecule: messenger RNA, 1389 nt
Organism: Fusarium oxysporum Fo47
Lineage: Eukaryota; Fungi; Ascomycota; Sordariomycetes; Hypocreales; Nectriaceae
Exons: 1
Coding region: 1-1389 (462 amino acids)
Source: RefSeq, a predicted model, not a curated record